Oppiella nova is the source of this 1141-nucleotide messenger RNA. The record is from the annotation of a GenBank genome assembly. NCBI's taxonomy places the organism in Eukaryota, Metazoa, Arthropoda, Arachnida, Sarcoptiformes, Oppiidae.
UGAAAUGUGUUUACAAUCCCAACACGUGUUUGACUUUCAAAGCCAUGUUUUACCGAUGAUUUUGAAUUGAGUGUUCAUUUUGCAUACAAUUUGUUGACAAUAUAAUUGACACCAAAUAUCAAUGCAUUUGAUGGAAAGCAUGGAUACAAACAGCGAUUCAUUGAUUUUGAAUAUAUUUCACUCCAACGAGAGUCCCAACAAAAAAGCAAAACUUCGCCAAAAAGUGCAGAAAAAGGCGAUCCAUAAGAAAAAUACUGAUAAUAGCGCCGAAGAUAAUGCCGACACCGAUGGCAGGACAUCGCCGGACAGGUCGUGGAUGGAUAGGACGUCCAGUCGGCCGGACAGACGACCCCCGGGUGGGGACAGACGGGCCGACAAACGGGCGGACAAUCGGUUCAGUUAUGCGAAACUCAAUUCACGCCUCUUUGACAGCGCUUCCCAAGACGUGCCACCAAUCCAUAUAGUGGACACCAAGAGUCGAGUGGAACCGGUGUUCUCGUCGCACAACUACAGCGAACUCUCAUUACACCCGUAUUUAGUGAAGUGUCUGAGCGAUAGGCUGUCCAUCAGUGAGACCACAUCCGUCCAGCAGAACUCCAUACCGGCGCUGAUGUCCGGCUCGGACGCACUCAUCAAAUCGAUGACCGGCUCCGGCAAGACGUUGGCGUUUGCCGUUCCCGUCGUACAGGACUUGCAAUCACUGGCGCCGCCCAUCGGUCGCAGCGACGGCGUCCACGCCCUGGUGAUUGUGCCCACCCGUGAGCUGGCCCUCCAGUGCUACGAGUGCUUCUCCGUGUUGUGCCAGUCGUUCAAACGGCUCGUCACUGGCUAUCUGUGCGGUGGCGAGAAGAAGAAGUCGGAAAAGGCGCGCAUCAGGAAAGGGAUCAACAUUUUGGUGACAACGCCCGGCCGGCUGUUGGAUCACAUGCAGAGCACCGGUAAUCUGCGCCUAAACCGUGUCAAGUGGUUCGUCGUGGACGAGGCGGACCGGCUAUUGGAGGCCGGCUUCGAGGAGUCCGUCAAGAAGGUUAUGGACCACCUCUACAGCGUGUGCACAGUUAGGCCGCAAACGGUGUUACUCUCGGCGACGUUGACCCCGGGGGUCGAGCGCUUGGCCGGUAUGAGUCUCAACGAGCCGCAG